Messenger RNA from Salarias fasciatus (jewelled blenny), 5447 nucleotides. RefSeq names its product formin-like 3 (gene fmnl3). Gene Ontology annotation, biological process: cell migration; cortical actin cytoskeleton organization; regulation of cell shape. Gene Ontology annotation, cellular component: cytosol. Lineage: Eukaryota; Metazoa; Chordata; Actinopteri; Blenniiformes; Blenniidae. The transcript has 26 exons. The record is from RefSeq and is a predicted model, not a curated record. Gene Ontology annotation, molecular function: actin filament binding; small GTPase binding. The coding region runs from base 439 to 3603 and encodes 1054 amino acids.
AUCAGGAUCACACAACAAUAAUGAAUGGAAACACGUCGGAGCCAAGAAAGUUGAGCAGCGACUCAAAGUAACUGUCGGUCUUCAUCUGAAAGUUGUCUGCCGCACAGGGGAAUCUGCUGUGAGGAAUGGAUUGGCCAGACAAAUUAGAAACUACUCUCUGGAAGAGAAAGCAGCAGGACUUUGAUAGUAACUUCUGACUGUUUUCAACUUUUGAAAGGAUUCACGGUAAAACGGUGAUCAAAGGUAAAUGGCAGUUUGGGACAGUAAUGUGAGACUUUGCCAGCUUCUUUUAUAUACCUCGCUUUGGAGAAGUUCAUUUUUGGAUUAAACUGGUGGGAUUAUUUUUUUUUUUUUUCCUUUUUCUUUUUGCCUGUUUUAUUUGGAUUAACUCCACUUAAACAAACUGAGGGAUUGACAAAGAGGAUCUAUCUGAAAAAAAUGGGUAAUAUAGAAAGUGUGGACGGCCAGUCGGAGAUGAAGCAUCACAUCAUGCCUCUGAAGGUGCCCAUGCCUGACCCCACCGAGCUGGAGGAGAAAUUUGCCAUUGUUUUAAACUCUAUGAACCUGCCUCCAGACAAAGCUCGGCUCCUCAGACAGUAUGACAACGAGAAGAAGUGGGACCUGAUCUGCGACCAGGAGAGGUUUCAAGUGAAGAAUCCACCUCAUACCUACAUCCAGAAGCUGCGCGGAUACCUGGACCCUGGAGUCACGCGGAAGAAGUUUCGCAGGCGUGUGCAGGAAUCAACAAAGGUUUUGAGGGAGCUGGAGAUAUCGCUGAGGACAAACCACAUUGGGUGGGUCAGGGAGUUUCUCAAUGAUGAGAACAGAGGUCUCGACGUCCUGGUGGAGUAUCUCUCCUUCGCUCAGUGCGCUGUCAUGUUGGAUUUUGAAGGGCUGGAAAAUGGGGAGGAUGGCUUCUUGGACAAGUCCAAAUCUUGGAGCAGGUCCAUUGAGGAUCUGCACCAUUCAGGCUCCCAACCCUUCUGCAACACUCUGGUGCGCUCUGCCCGCCAGUCUGUGCUCCGCUACGGCUCAGUUUCCAACAGCAAAACCAUCAAGAACUCCCGCCUCGUGAGUCAGAAAGACGACGUGCAUGUGUGCAUCAUGUGCUUGAGGGCAAUCAUGAACUAUCAGUAUGGCUUCAAUAUGGUCAUGUCUCAUGCACACGCUGUCAACGAAAUUGCUCUCAGCUUGAACAAUAAGAACUCACGGACGAAAGCUUUAGUCCUUGAGCUUCUUGCUGCCGUGUGUCUCGUUCGAGGAGGUCACGAGAUCAUCCUUUCAGCCUUCGACAACUUCAAAGAGGUCUGCAAAGAAAAGCACCGCUUUGAGAGACUCAUGGAUUACUUCCGUAGUGAAGAGGGAAACAUUGACUUCAUGGUGGCCUGCAUGCAGUUCAUCAACAUUGUUGUCCACUCAGUCGAGGACAUGAACUUCAGAGUCCAUCUGCAGUUUGAAUUCACUAAACUGGGACUGGACGAUUACCUGGAGAAAUGUAAACACACAGAGAGUGACAAGCUGUCAGUGCAGAUCCAGGCCUACCUGGACAACGUUUUUGACGUGGGUGGCCUGCUGGAAGAUGCGGAGACCAAGAAUGCGGCGCUCGAGAAAGUGGAGGAACUGGAGGAGCACCUGUCCCAUGUGACGGAGAAGCUGCUGGAGGUUGAAAAUGAAACAAUGAUGAAAGUGGCAGAUCUGGAGAAGCUGCUCCUUCAGAAAGAUAAGGAUCUGCAAGUAAUACGGGAGACGUACGAGUCGACCAACACCCAGGUCAACACCCUGAGGAGGAUGAUCAAGGAGAAAGAUGCUGCUUUCCAGAGACACUUCAACAUCGAGAGGCGGCUGCUGGAGCUGGAGCAACAAGGCACCAUCCGUCUGCACAAGAAACCCGAUGGAGACAUCGCCAUCGAGCCGCUCGGUGUAGCCGGCGCUGGGUCCAGCGGCCUGGGAAUCCCUCUGGCAGACGUUGCUCAGUUGUCUUUGGGUACGACGGCAGCGUUCACAGAACUCGGUGGGCCAGACACCAGUUUGCCACCAGCCAGCGAAGCCCCGCCGCCUCCCCCGCCACCUCCACCGCCCCCGCCUCCUCUGCCUUCCUCCGCAGGCCCAGCUGCACCGGCCCCUCCGCCUCCACCUCCUCCUCUGCCAGACGCUUCUCCCUCCGUUAUCCUGAGCGUUGGUCUGUCAGCUAUCAGAAUCAAGAAGCCCAUCAAGACAAAGUUCCGCCUUCCUGUAUUUAACUGGACGGCCUUGAAGCCCAAUCAGAUCAAUGGCACCGUCUUCAAUGAGAUCGACGAUGAACGUGUGCUGGAGGAGCUGGAUCUGGAGAGGUUCGAGGAGCUGUUUAAGACCAGAGCGCAGGGUCCAAUAGUCGACGUUUCCUGCACAAAGAGUAAAGUCGCUCAGAAGGCAGUCAACAAAGUCACUCUCCUGGACGCCAAUCGCUCCAAGAACUUAGCCAUCACCCUGCGAAAGGCCAACAAGACCACAGAGGAGAUCUGCAAAGCCAUCGAGAAGUUCGACCUCAAGGCCUUACCUGUGGACUUCGUGGAGUGCCUGAUGCGCUUCCUGCCCACCGAGGCGGAGGUGAAGGUGCUGCGGCAGUACGAGCGCGAGCGGCGCCCGCUGGACCAGCUGGCCGAGGAGGACCGCUUCAUGCUGCUGUUCAGCAAGAUCGAGAGGCUGACGCAGAGAAUGAACAUCAUCACCUUCGUGGGGAACUUCUCGGACAACGUCAACAUGCUCACGCCUCAGCUCAACGCCAUCAUCGCCGCCUCGGCGUCGGUCAAGUCCUCGCCGAAGCUGAAGAAAAUGCUGGAAAUCAUCUUAGCCUUGGGGAACUACAUGAACAGCAGCAAACGAGGCUGCGUUUACGGCUUCAAACUGCAAAGUCUCGAUCUGCUGCUGGACACUAAAUCUACAGAUAGAAAAAUGACGUUGCUCCACUACAUCGCUCUCAUCGUGAAGGAGAAGUACUCUGAACUGGCCAACUUCUACAAUGAAUUGCACUUUGUGGACAAAGCAGCUGCAGUCUCUCUGGAAAACGUGCUCCUGGACGUCCGAGAGUUGGGUAAAGGCAUGGACCUCAUCCGGAGAGAGUGCAGCCUCCACGACCAUUCGGUGCUGAAGGGCUUCGUCCAGGCCAGCGACUCCCAGCUGGACAAGCUGCAGAAGGACGCCAAGACGGCGGAGGAGGCCUUCAACAGCGUGGUGAACUACUUUGGAGAGAGCGCCAAGACGACUCCACCCUCCGUGUUCUUCCCUGUGUUUGUGCGGUUUAUCAAAGCCUACAAGGAUGCAGUGGAAGAAAAUGAACUGAGGAAGAAGCAGGAGGAAGCAAUGAGAGAAAAGUUACUGGCUCAGGAGGCCAAACAGCACGACCCCAAGGUCCAGGCUCAGAAGAAGAGGCAGCAGCAGCAGGAGCUGAUCGCCGAGCUGCGCAGGAGGCAAGCCAAAGACCACCGGCCCGUGUACGAGGGCAAGGAUGGCACCAUUGAAGACAUCAUCACAGUACUGAAGAGCGUGCCCUUCACAGCCCGCACUGCUAAACGCGGCUCACGGUUCUUCUGUGAAGCCAACCUCUGUGACGACGCCAACUGCUAGCCCUCCCCCCUAAUGCCAAGGUUGUCCAGAUCUCCGAAACCAGCCUUUCCUGCGAGCCGAUGCGUUGAUCCGGAGCGGUUGGAAAAGACCUUAAACCACUUAUUCAUCGCUUAUACUCCCCUCCUCCUCCUCCUCCUCCUCCUCCUCCUCCUCCUCCCCACCAUAACCCUCCUCCCUCUCUCCCAAGCUCCAUCUCAAGCCAUGAGGCUGCAGAUCACAAAGACUGAAAAGGGAGCACAGGACAGACCCUUGUCUUAGCUGGGUAAUUUAUUUAUUUAUGGAGGCCCUUUAUCGCCACUCCAAGUGAGCAAGGCAUCAUUACGGAAGCACAAUAGGCCACUCAUCCGUCACUGCAGGCGUCAGGCCCCCACCCCUCCUGCUCUGCGGGUGACUGAAGAACAGGUGAGGCGAGGCGAGGGGCGACCGACCGUGAAGCAGGAAGCGCCGAUCUCUCACCGACGUCUCCGUUCGGACGCUCCCACUUCCGGCUCGGUCCGCAGCCGGAGCAGGACUCGGAGUGGGAGGUGCUCCCUGCUGCUGGGACUUAAAAGACGGAAGCUUCCUCCAACUGAUGAAGAGAACAAACUGUUUCCCAACCCUUCAGACAUCCUCGUUCAAGAUAUUUCAAUCUUUUAUUCAGGUUGCAUCUGGAAGAAAAGACUGUCACUUUUACAGGUUCAUCUGCAGGAGCUAGCCAAGCCAAAACUUCUCUAAUGUCUCAUAUUUUUUGCUUACAAAGUGCCUUUUGUGUAAACAGUGUUAUUUUCUCAUGAGUCAGCCAUAAUUUGUUAAAUUUCCCACCUUUUAUUUGUUAAAGACUGUAUUUUUUACUUCCUCUUAUAAACAGUGGCCUUGUGAUACUGACACCAAUAUGCAAGUCGACAUUUCAGAUUUGAAGACACAACUAGAAGGUUUUUUUUUUAAUUAUUAUUAUUGAUAAUCGCCUCUCUAGUACAUCAGUGUCUUUAAGGUCAGAACAGUUGACAGAGGAGUCUUAAUGUCAUGGUGCCUUGUCGGAAUAGCAGUUAAAAAAGUGAAUGUUAUGUGUUCCGUGCCUCGACGACACUUUCUGCCCCACCUCGAGUGGCUUUGGGAAGCGACAAAAGACAGAAGACUUCACGUGGAAUGCUGUGUAAGUGCAUAAAGGGAUGUUGGGCUAACGCGCUAUAUAUGUGUUAAUAGAUGGAAAAAGGGCGUUUUAUGCUUUUUUUUUUAAAAACCGUUUCCUCCUCCCCAACAGCUGUUUACUUACAUGACAGAGGGAGCGGUCCUUCUUCACACUACUUAAUUUGGCAGAACCUUGUAAGAGACACUACUCAUUACCUGUACAAUUAUUGUGAUGUACAUUCAAGAAAAUUACUUUUCAAGAUGAAAUUAUCCUUGGUAUUGCCUAUCGACUGAAAGAUGACACUUUGUUUAAUAAAUAUGAUGAAUCAUGUAACUAUGAGACUGUUAUUACAGUUCAGGGGUGUGAAAGAAAGAGGUUUUGUUUUUUUCUGAUGAAGCAACAUUCAAACAAGCCGAUUUCUACAGGGUUGUUUUAUUUCUCUGUGCUGUUAAGGGUUAGUGAUGCUAAGUUCGGAUGAAAAAAAUGCAAAGGGGCUGAAUUUCUUCUCCAUCUCUCCAAAUGACAGACAGGGCCACUGUACAUUUCUACUAUAAAAAUCCAUUUAAUUUUCUUAUAUCAAAAGAAAUAGAAUCAUAAAACAAUCAGAGCCACAAAGAUGUGGGUUUUCACCACCAAAAGAAAUUUCUCAAACUGAAAUGUGAUUGUUCUAAUUUACAUGGUCACAUAAAAAUUAACAGAGCAGGAUGUAAAAAAACAAACAAACAAAAAAAAAAAA